Talaromyces amestolkiae is the source of this 1779-nucleotide messenger RNA. RefSeq lists its product as uncharacterized. Gene Ontology annotation, molecular function: arylsulfatase activity; glycosaminoglycan binding; N-acetylglucosamine-6-sulfatase activity. NCBI's taxonomy places the organism in Eukaryota, Fungi, Ascomycota, Eurotiomycetes, Eurotiales, Trichocomaceae. The record is from RefSeq and is a predicted model, not a curated record. The transcript has 5 exons. Gene Ontology annotation, biological process: phenol-containing compound metabolic process. The coding region runs from base 1 to 1779 and encodes 592 amino acids.
AUGAAAGUCUCGUCGGCAGUAUUGUCCUCGCUGUUGUGCGGCAUCGUGGCGGCCGAUGUCGCUGCAUUGACAAACGGCGCAGGGCAGCAAGUUCUAGGCUCAAUAUGGCCGGAAAAAGACCGGGUCAAACCAGCAAGAGCGCCUAAUUUUGUCUUUAUCAUCACCGACGACCAAGAUCUCGAGCUGGGUUCGGUGGAAUACAUGCCGCUCCUUCAGCAGCAUAUGAAAAAUAAAGGCACAUUCUUCAAAAAUCAUUUUGUGACCACAGCGCUGUGCUGUCCAUCGCGAGUGAGUCUGUGGACUGGAAAGCAGGCACAUAACACUAAUGUGACUGAUGUCAAUCCGCCAUAUGGCGGUUACCCUAAAUUCGUUGAACGUGGGUUCAAUGAAGACUUUCUUCCUGUAUGGUUACAAAACUCGGGCUAUAACACAUUCUACACGGGAAAGCUGUUUAAUUCCCAUACCGUAGGCAACUACGACAAACCCUACGUCAAUGGAUUCAACGGAUCCGAUUUUCUGCUAGAUCCAUUCACGUAUUCCUACCUUAAUUCUACCUAUCAGAGAAACCGCGAGCCUCCGGUGAGUUAUGAGGGCUAUCAUACUACCGAUAUCAUCACGGAAAAGGCUUUGGGGUUUUUGGAGGAUGGACUGGCUGGAGAUCAGCCGUUCUUUCUGGUCGUUGCGCCAAUCGCACCGCAUGCUAAUGUCGAUGGAGGCGCUCUGGGCGGCCAUGUAGUGCCGCCAGUCAUGACCGAGCCGAUUCCGUUGACUCGGCAUGAAAAUCUGUUUCAAGAUGUCAAAGUACCGCGGACGACGCAUUUCAAUCCGGACGAACCCAAUGGCGUGAGCUGGGUCCGUACGCUUCCAAAGCAGGACGAAGCCACCAUUGAUUAUAAUGAUCACUUUUACCGCCAAAGAUUGCGCGCACUACAAGGCGUCGACGAACUGGUGAGAGACGUAGUCACUCGUCUUGAAGAAAGCGACCAAUUGGACAACACCUACAUCAUUUACACUUCCGAUAACGGUUAUCACAUUGGGCAGCACCGUCUUCCCCCAGGCAAGACGUGUGGAUUCGAAGAGGACAUUAGGGUUCCAUUCUUUAUUCGGGGACCAGGUGUUGCAAAAGGCGUCGCUCAGGACGAGGUUACGACACAUAUAGAUAUUGCGCCGACCUUGUUGAAACUGGCUAAUAUUCCGUUGCGUGAUGACUUGGACGGAACGCCGAUACCUGUACAUCCAAACGGCAAUGAUACCCGACACGAACAUGUUACAGUAGAAUUCUGGGGGCGCUCAUAUCACGAGGGGGAGAAGGGAGCUAUAGGCAACUCACCAAUAGUGCCGAACAACACAUACAAAUCCGUCCGGUUACUAGGUGAUGGAUUUGACUUGUAUUACUCCGUGUGGUGUACCAACGAACAUGAGCUCUACGAUCUUACAACCGAUCGCUAUCAAACAAACAAUCUUUACAACAAUAUUAACUCUUCUGAAGUUUCGAUACAGGGAUUUGAACUCCCUAAAAUUAUCAGUCGACUCGACGCACUGCUUCUAGUCCUGAAAUCUUGCAAAGGCGAUACAUGUAUCCAUCCAUGGAAGACUCUUCAUAGCGAUGGGGACGUAUCAUCUCUCAGGGACGCUCUACACCAGACGUAUGAUGUCUUUUAUCAGUCCCAGCCAAAUGUGUCAUUUAGUCGCUGCGAGUUGGGACAGAUCCUAGAUGCAGAGGGACCGCAGGAGGGGCUUGUAUACCGCGAUGGGCUGAGCUGGGACGUUUGGACUUGA